UGUCUUCUGCUCGUCUCUUCAACAGUCAGAUUCCUUGUAGUAAGGGGCAGGAGUUGAAAAUAGAAUCUUACCAGUGAGAGAUAGCAUCUAUAUUUAGAAUUGAGUUGCUGUAAAAAGUUAGGUUGAAGAAAUAUGUUUAUGUAAGCUUUUCAAGUAAUUAGUUUCUCAGUCAAACCCAACACAGCCCUUUGAGAGAAAAUGCUGGAACUGUCUAGUGAUGGUGAAAACUCAACAUGCAGAUAUGCUCUAGGUGGGUGUGACGGUGACACCAUGGUAUCGAGCACUGAAAUGUACGAUCCUCGUAAUGGUUCAUGGAUUAUUCAAGAGCCGAUGAAGAAGGCGAGGGCAUAUUCUGCUGCCGCAGUUGUGAAAGAAGCCAUUUUUGUAUUUGGAGGAGUAGAAGCGGGUGCAACUAUAACGGACACAGUAGAGUAUUUCAAGGACGGAGAAGGAUGGCAAGAACACAAGACGAGUACCAUCGGGAAGAGAAGCUUUAUGUCGGCAAUGACUGCUUAGCAUCAUCGUUAGGUGGACGGGGAAGAUAUGGAGUGGAUGGCAAGAUCAAGGGUUACCAUGGUCUAUCAAUUGUCGAUUUUGGCUUGAUGAUUGGCUUCGACAAUGCAGUCGAGAUGUGAGCAUGAGCAAUUACGACACUUUUGUGCAUAGUUCUUUUUGUUUACCACAGGCCAUCCACGAGAGUUGCAAGAUUUAGUGAUUUUGGUCAAAUUGUAAAAACUAAGUUGAUACGGGGUUGACGCAGGGUAGACAUUGUUGGUGUAAUUGAUCAUCAACAAUCCGUUUGGUAAAUAGUCAUACAAGAUACAUUCUCUAUUCUUGUGUCCAAGUCCAACCAAUAACAAAGCAGUAUAGACUAUAGGAUGAAGAUGUGUUUUAACAAGCUAUCUAAGUAAAAUGGAACCUGAUAU
Messenger RNA from Linum trigynum, 926 nucleotides. The record is from the annotation of a GenBank genome assembly. NCBI's taxonomy places the organism in Eukaryota, Viridiplantae, Streptophyta, Magnoliopsida, Malpighiales, Linaceae.